Molecule: messenger RNA, 2133 nt
Organism: Oenanthe melanoleuca
Lineage: Eukaryota; Metazoa; Chordata; Aves; Passeriformes; Muscicapidae
Gene: DEF6
Product: DEF6 guanine nucleotide exchange factor
Exons: 11
Coding region: 94-2133 (679 amino acids)
Cellular component (GO): nucleus; cytoplasm
Source: RefSeq, a predicted model, not a curated record
UCUCUCCCCAAAACGCAAAUUACGACGGACUUUGUGCUGUGCGGGCCGAGCUCAGCAGAGGGCCGGUGAGCCCCGGCCGUGCGCGGAGCGGCGAUGGGGCCCGGGGGGUUCCCGGGGCGCCCCGAGCAGGCGGCGCUCCCGCCCCGCGUCCCGCCCGCCCGGGCGGCUCCAGGAACCGGAUCCGCGGGCUCGGCAGAGCCGCCGCCGCCGCCGCCAGCCAUGGACCUGCGAGCCGAGCUGCUCAAGUCCAUCUGGUACGCCUUCACCGCCCUGGACGUGGAGAAGAGCGGCAAGGUCUCCAAAUCCCAGCUCAAAGUGCUGUCUCACAACCUGUACACGGUGCUGCACAUCCCCCAUGAUCCUGUGGCACUGGAAGAGCAUUUCCGCGAUGACGAUGAUGGGCCAGUGUCUAGCCAGGGCUACAUGCCCUACCUCAAUAAAUACAUCCUGGACAAGGUGGAGGAAGGCGCUUUUGUCAAAGAACACUUUGAUGAGCUCUGCUGGACCCUGACAGCAAAGAAGAACUACAAACCUGACCGGAAUGGGAAUAGUGUUGUAUCCCACCAGGAUGCUUUCAAGCUCUGGUGUCUCUUCAACUUUCUGUCUGAAGACAAAUACCCUCUUGUCAUGGUGCCAGAUGAGGUGGAGUACCUGCUGAAGAAGAUCUGCACAGCCAUGAAUGUGGAGCUGAACUCCUGUGAGCUGGAAGAUUACCUGUCCCAGGAGCCGCAGGGGCAGGGCGGGCUCACGGUCUGGCAGUUCCUGGACAUGGUGAACUCGGGGCGCUUCUUGAGAGGCCUCGAGCAGGAGGCCAUCAGCAUGGCCGUGGAGGAGGUGUACCAGGAGGUCAUCGAGGAUGUGCUCAAACAGGGCUACCUCUGGAAAAAGGGCCAGUUGAGGAGGAACUGGUCAGAGCGGUGGUUCAUGCUGAAGCCCAGUGUCCUGUCCUACUACAUGAGUGAGGAACGGAAGGAGAAGAAGGGGAGCAUUGCAUUAGACAAGCACUGCUGUGUGGAGGUGUUGCCAGACAGGGAUGGGAAGAGGUGCAUGUUCUGUGUGAAGACCUCGUCCCGCACCUACGAGAUGAGUGCCUCCGACACCCGGCAGCGCCAGGAGUGGACACUCGCCAUCCAGACAGCCAUCAGGCUGCAGGCAGAGGGAAAGAAGUCCCUGCACAAGGACCUGAAGCAGAAGCGACGGGAGCAGCGGGAGCAGCGGGAGCAGCGCAAGGCGGCCAAGGAGGAGGAGAUGCAACGACUCAAGCAGCUGCAGGAGGAAAAGGAGAGGAAGCUGCAGGAGCUGGAGCUGCUCAAGGAGGCCCAGAGGCAGGCAGAGAUCCUGCUGCAGGAGGAGGAGCAGCGGCGGAGGCAGCAGCACGAGGAGAUGCAAAGAACCCUGGAGAUUCAGCUGCAGGAGGCUGAGCAGGCUCGUGCCUCCAUGCAGGCAGAGAUGGUCCUGAAGGAGGCAGAGGCAGAGCGGCAGCGGAAGCGCAUCCUGGAGCUGGAGGACAUGCAGGAGAGGCUCCAGGAGGCCCUGCAGCAGGAGGUGAAAGCACGGCAGGACGAGGAGGCUGUGAGAUACGCACAGGCCAGGCUACUGGCUGAGGAAGAGGAGAAGUUGAAAGAGCUGAUGAAGCUGAAGGAGGAGCAAGAAGAAUAUAUCAUCAAAACUCAGAGGGAGAAGCAAGUCCUCAAGCAGGAGAUGGAGAACAAGAACAAGUGUCUGGAAGAGGCACAGAAGCAGCUAGAAGAAGUGAGAGUGAACAGGCAGCGAGUGGACCAAGAUGUCAUGGCGGCCCAGCGGAAGCUGCGACAGGCCAGCACCAACGUCAAGCACUGGAAUGUGCAGAUGAACCGACUGAUGCACCCUAUUGGGCCAGGAGGUAGGAGACCAGCUGACCCCGCUGAGUACCCUUCCCUGCACCUCCUGAGCACAGCCAUGCUGGGGCUGAGCCCAGACCCCCACCCCUCUUCCCCUUUUUGGGGGAAGCAGCCAGCAAAACUGGUGUGGAAAAAACAGCAGAGAAGGCAGCUUGUGAAAAAGGACCGAAAACUCGUGGUGCUGAAGGUGAAGAGGCUGAAGGACAUGUAUGAUGGAGGAGGAGGGGAUGGGAUAGCCCUCAGCCCACACUGA